Molecule: messenger RNA, 401 nt
Organism: Meloidogyne enterolobii
Lineage: Eukaryota; Metazoa; Nematoda; Chromadorea; Rhabditida; Meloidogynidae
Source: the annotation of a GenBank genome assembly
AAAAAUGGGGUUCUUGAUGUACAUCAUCUUUGCUCUGAUCUUCGGCGCUGCUGGAUUUGCCUUAAGCGAGUUUCUGAACAAGAAGAAAGCUGCGGGUGGAGCAGGAGCUGGACCGGAUGCGGGAUCUGGACCGAGCCCAGCGAAGGGUGCUAAGGGAGGCAAAGGAGGCAAGUCCGCUAAGACGCGCUCAGCGGAGACCGCAGCAAGUCUCGGCAGCAAGAAGGGAAAGAAGAAAUGAAGGAAAGAAUUGUAAGAAGAUUGUGAUAAUAUAUUGUAUUGUAAGGAUUUUUUGGCUGAAUAAUUAAUUGCCUCUCUCAUUGUGUAUAUCUUUCCCCUAUAUUCUAUUGUUAGUGUUUGUAUAUAUGUUUUGUUUAUUGUAUGGUGAUAGUAAAUCCGGUAUA